CUUUCCUUCAAGCACUGAGAUACUGGAGGGAAGGACAAUGUUGGAUAUUAUUGAUCCUUGUUUGAAGGAGGGUUCAAGAGCUGAAACGAUGACAUGCAUACAUAUUGGGUUACUUUGUGUCCAGGAAAAUGUAGCGCGGUUACCAACCAUGGCUUCAAUUGUUCUAAUGCAUAAUUACCAACUGCUCCAUGACUCUCCCAGCAACCUCAUGUUGUUCAUGCACAGUGCCACCCAGGCAGAUAUGUCAUCUUCGUGGGAUUUCAGCUUGAAGGCAACUGAAUCCAACAUAAAUCCAGAAAUGGAAUUGCACCACCUUCAACAAAUGAAGUUUCAAUUACAGAUCUAGAACUAAGCAAGAUAGCAUGAAGACCUUUUACAAUUGUUGAAGCUAAAUUCUCAGUGAGUUUGAUAUUUUGUCUGCUAGGAUGCAUGUGAGAACCAUGAAAGCACAAUGAUUUAAAAAAGAAGAAAACUGAAACUUACAAGAAGAUUAGAAACCCUUCAUCAUCAAAGAAAAAUACAUCAGAUUAGAGUCA
Messenger RNA from Rubroshorea leprosula, 536 nucleotides. Lineage: Eukaryota; Viridiplantae; Streptophyta; Magnoliopsida; Malvales; Dipterocarpaceae. The record is from the annotation of a GenBank genome assembly.